AAGACACUGGCCUUGGUGUCACUACCGUAUCAGUUGACUGUCGCCGGUCAAGUGGAACUCACUCUGGGUGGACAUGUGGAGUACUUUGUCAUCGGUGGUGCUACUAUUCUACGGUUAUGUGACUGCAGACCCCGCGCGAUUUGAUGGGCACAAGGUACUACAAAUCUUGCCGAACUCACUACAAGAAUUGGAACAGGUGCUCGCAUUACACGAUGUCUACGAUCUUGACAUGUGGCGCCACCCCAGGAAGGGCAAUCACUCGAUGGAUGUGUAUGUCGAGCCCGAGAAAUUGGAGCCGGUGUUGGGCGCUUUAAAGGACAUCGGGGCCCAUGUCAAAAUCUGGAUCGACGAUUUACAAAAACUCGUAGACGAGGAACAGUCUUCCAUGAAAAGAAGUUUUCAUCUACCAUAUACCUCUCAGGGACGCAACCAGGGCUUCAAUCACUAUGUCUACCAUAGAUACUCAGCAAUCAAUCAGUAUUUACAAGACGUGGUCACUGCCACGGCCUCCAUGCCUACCGUCAAUGCCAGCCUGACCACCAUAGGGUUCAGUGCGGAGGGUCGAGAUAUCAAAGUCAUCAAGAUCUCAAGAGGAGAUGGUGUCUCCCGCCCCUCGGUGUUCAUUGACGGUGGGAUCCACGCCCGAGAAUGGAUAGCCCCAGCAACAGUCCUGUAUUUCAUUGGCCAGAUGGUUUACGGAGACGAAUUUGACCUUUCCCCUCAGUUGCUAGACAAAUUUGAUUGGUUCUUCGCACCUCUUCUGAACCCUGAUGGUUAUGAAUAUUCACACGCCACAUAUAGACUUUGGCGAAAAAAUCGAGUGGAGCAAGGAAGAAACUGCUACGGAACAGACUUAAAUAGAAACUUUGGUUACCAAUGGAAUCCUGCUGUGGGCGGGAGUACCAAUGUGUGUUCUGACGUCUACUCGGGAUCACAGGCGUUUUCCGAGAAGGAGAGUCAGGCAGUGGAGACAUUCAUAAUGGACAACCGACAGAACAUGAUGGCUUACCUCACCUACCACUCCUAUGGUCAGAUGUGGCUCUACCCCUGGGGAUACACCUCAAGUCUGCCGGCCGACUGGCAGGAAUUGGACUCUGCUGCCAAGGUUGGGACAGCUGCUUUGGCCCAGUUAUACGGCACCAACUACGUCGUCGGUUCAUCCACAAACGUUCUAUAUUCGGCGGCCGGCGGAUCAGACGAUUGGGCCAAAGGUGGCGCUGGCGUCAAAUAUUCCUACACCAUUGAACUUCGUGAUACCGGUGCGCAUGGUUUUGUACUUCCGACGAACCAGAUAGAACCUAACUGUCGGGAAUCUUGGCGUGGUUUAGCCGAAUUUGCUCUGUCAUUAAACACGAAUAAGGGUGGGCAUAGGGGAUAGAAUUCAAAUAAAAUCUUCCUGUGCUGAUGUGUUUGGUGCUAUUGAAAUGUUUGUUGAAUAUUGAAUAAAAAUUGAUUCAUUCAUCUUA
This is a messenger RNA of Magallana angulata, 1466 nucleotides long. Its product is annotated as carboxypeptidase B-like. The transcript has 12 exons. Gene Ontology annotation, molecular function: metallocarboxypeptidase activity; zinc ion binding. Lineage: Eukaryota; Metazoa; Mollusca; Bivalvia; Ostreida; Ostreidae. Gene Ontology annotation, biological process: proteolysis. Bases 74 to 1378 code for a protein of 434 amino acids. The record is from RefSeq and is a predicted model, not a curated record.